Molecule: messenger RNA, 8483 nt
Organism: Hemiscyllium ocellatum (epaulette shark)
Lineage: Eukaryota; Metazoa; Chordata; Chondrichthyes; Orectolobiformes; Hemiscylliidae
Product: TBC1 domain family member 9B-like
Exons: 22
Coding region: 80-3868 (1262 amino acids)
Molecular function (GO): calcium ion binding
Source: RefSeq, a predicted model, not a curated record
GCGGCCGGGGACUGGGAGACGGGCGGUGGGGUGCCAUCCGGCUUUGCGGUGCCCUCUCCCCAGCCCAGCUUCGGGCAGUAUGUGGCUGAGCCCCGAGGAGGUGCUGCUGGCCAACGCGCUCUGGGUGACAGAGCGGGCAAACCCUUUCUUCGUGCUGCAGCGGCGGAAGGGUCACGGCCGUGGCGGAGGACUGACCGGGCUGCUGGUGGGCACCCUGGAUGUUGUUUUGGACUCGAGUGCACGUGUCGCUCCGUAUAGAAUCCUCCAUCAGACUCAGGACUCCCAGGUGUACUGGAACAUUGCAUGUGGUACCUCCAGGAAGGAGAUCACAGGACACUGGGAAUGGCUGGAGCUCAAUCUCCUGCAGACGCUAUCGGUCUUUGAGAAUGAAGAGGAUGUGACGACCUUUGUCAAGGGGAAAGUUCAGGGUAUCCUCGCUGAGGAAAACAAAAACAAAGAGGCGAAGGAGGACGAGGAUUCCGGGAAGUUCAAGGAGGCGGAGCUGAAAAUGCGGAAGCUGUUUGGAAUGCCAGAGGUGGAGAAGUUGGUGAACUACUACUCAUGUAGUUAUUGGAAAGGCAGAGUACCCCGUCAGGGAUGGAUUUACCUCAGUGUCAAUCACCUUUGCUUCUACUCCUUCCUGCUGGGAAAGGAAGUGAAGUUGGUAAUCCGCUGGGUUGAUGUGACCCAGCUGGAAAAGAAUGCCACCCUUCUCUUCCCUGAAUGCAUCAAGGUGAGCACUAGAGACCGGGAACAUUACCUCUCCAUGUUCCUCAACAUCAAUGAGACCUUCAAGCUAAUGGAGCAACUGGCCAACAUAGCUAUGAGGCAACUGCUAGACAAUGAGGGAUUCUCCGAAGACAAGUGUCUGCCCAAGCUCAAGAAGUCGCUCAAAAAUGUCUCAAUGCUUAAACGGGACCUGGAUGCUCGGGCCAAGAGUGAACGAUAUAGAUCCAUGUUUCAGCUCCCAAAAGAUGAGAGAUUAGACGGUCACACAGAAUGCACUCUCUGGACUCCCUUCAAUAAAAUGCACAUCAUGGGACAGAUGUUCGUCUCCAACAAUUAUAUCUGCUUUGCAAGUAAAGAGGAGGAUGUCUGCAAUCUAAUUAUACCGCUACGUGAGGUGACUAUUGUGGAGAAAGCAGAUAGCUCCAGUGUUUUACCCAGUCCUUUGUCCAUCAGUACCAAGAACAAAAUGACUUUCCUUUUUGCUAACCUAAAGGACAGGGAUUUUCUGGUGCAGAGAAUCUCUGACUUCUUGCAACGAACACCAUCGAGGCGACGUUCCAUCAAGGAAGAGCUGCAAAACUCCAAAUGCACAGAGAAUGAGGGUGUCCUGGAGCAGCGCAAAGUGUCCUCACCCAGUCCCUCCACACCAAGUCCAGGGGUCAUCUUGGACAACACCGAAGCCGCACCCACCACCACCCAUGCGUUGAUGACCAUCUUCCGAAAAGAGCCAUCAGAGGAACUCAGUCCGAAGAUGGCUAAGGAGAAGAUGAAAGAGGAAUCCUGGAACAUUCACUUCUUUGAAUUUGGUCGUGGGGUUUGUAUGUAUCGCACAUCAAAAACUCGUGAUCUCGUGCUGAAGGGGAUGCCAGAGUCCUUGAGGGGAGAGCUGUGGCUGCUAUUCUCGGGUGCUCUGAAUGAGAUGGUGACACACCCAGGGUACUAUUUGGAACUGGUGCAGGAGUCUAUGGGCAAGUAUAACCUGGCGACUGAGGAGAUUGAGAGGGAUCUGCACCGCUCGAUGCCUGAACACCCAGCCUUUCAGAACGAGAUGGGCAUUGCUGCCCUGCGGAGGGUGCUCACAGCCUAUGCAUUCCGCAACCCCAACAUUGGGUACUGUCAGGCCAUGAAUAUUGUCACCUCUGUCCUGUUGCUGUACUGCAAUGAGGAGGAAGCAUUCUGGCUCCUGACUGCUCUGUGUGAGAGGAUGCUGCCUGAUUACUACAACACCAGGGUAGUUGGUGCACUGGUGGAUCAAGGUGUGUUUGAAGAUCUGACACGGGAGCACCUUCCCCUCCUCUACGAGUGGAUGCAGGAGCUGGGUGUCAUCAGCACCAUCUCUCUCUCCUGGUUCCUGACGCUGUUCCUCAGCGUCAUGCCAUUUGAAAGCGCCGUGGUAGUGGUUGACUGCUUUUUCUAUGAGGGCAUCAAAGUUAUCUUCCAGGUGUCUCUUGCUGUAUUGGAGGCCAACAUGGAGAAGCUGCUGAAUUGUUCUGACGAGGGAGAAGCCAUGACCAUUCUUGGCAGGUACCUGGACAAUGUUUGCAACAAGCAGUGUACAUCACAGCCAAUCCCACAUCUACAUGCUUUGCUCACCAGUGGUGAUGAUCUUCCACAACAAAUAGACAUCUUUGAACUGAUUAAAUCAUCGUAUGAGAAAUUUGGGUCAAUCAGAGCGGAUGUGAUCGAGCAGAUGCGAUUCAAACAGCGACUGAAGGUCAUACAGACACUGGAGGACACAGCCAAGCGGAGCGUGGUGCGUGCUAUCCUGACGGAAACUGCCUUCAGUAUCGAGGAACUGGAGGAGCUUUAUUUACUGUUCAAGGCCAAACACUUGAUGAGCUGUUACUGGGGUGGGAGCAGCAGUGCAGCAGAGAGACAUGACCUCAGCCAGCCUUACCUGGAGCAGUAUCGCAUUGAUUCAGAGCAGUUCAAGGAGCUGUUUGUGGUGCUAUCACCAUGGACCUGUGGUCCACAUUCUCAGGUCCUCGCUGGGCGCAUGUUCCGCCUCUUGGAUCAAAACAGGGACUCGCUUAUCAGCUUUAAGGAAUUUGUCACCGGGCUGAGCGGAAUGUACCAUGGGGACCUUGUGGAGAAGCUGAAACUGUUGUACAGAUUACACCUGCCACCAGCUCUUUGGCCAGAGGAGGAACCAGCGCUGGAAGCUGCUCAAUACUUCACUGAAGAUCCCUUGGCUGAUGUGUCUCAUGCGACAUACCUUUUGUCAGACAUGGAUUUCCUCCUCAGCCAUGGGGCAUCAGGUGCAGCUGCAGGAGCAGAGGUGACUGGACAACAGGUGCAAGGUGGGACUGGAAAUGGGAACAUAAAACAAAAUAAAGAUGAGAAGACUGGUUCACAAGAUUACAAAUAUCACCUGAGGCUAUGGGCUCGUGAGAAAGAAGACCCAAAGGAUAACGUCAAAGAGUUGACCAAAAUGAACCAGGAACAGUUUAUAGAGAUGUGUAAGACCCUGUACAACAUGUUCAGUGAGGACCCAGCUGAGGGAGAGCUGUACCACGCCAUAGCAACCGUUGCAACGCUGCUGCUCCAGAUCGGAGAAGUCGGCAAACAGUUCUCCAGCCCAGUGUCUAGGAGGGCAAACGACACGGGGGAUCACAAGGGCUUAGGCAUCCAGGGUAAGGAGGGGGUCUCCGGCCUGGAAGAGGCAACGGUCGAAGUAGCUCAGACCAAACUCAAAGCAGACUGUGAGUCGGAUGUAUUGAGUGACACCUUGAAGGUCCAGAUGGAACGCAUGGAACUGGCCGGGUGUGUGGCUACAAAGAGGGAGGCCUCGGCAGCACUGUUGCUAACUGACGAGGAGGUGAGGGAUGACACUUCAAUGUCCUCUUACUCCAUGGUGAGCUCUGGCUCCCUUCUGUGUGAAGACAUCUCCGAGGACACAGUCCUGGUUGGCUGUGAGCAGGGAGCGGCAGUCCAGGGGCGACCCAGUGCCAUUGACGUGGAUUGGUCCAUCUCCUUUGAGCAGAUUCUGGCCUCCGUGCUGACCGAACCAGCCCUUGUCGGAUUCUUCGAGAAGCGGGUGGACGUGGGUCCCAAGAUUGCAAAGUGCAAGAGUCAAAGGGCAAUGGAGCAGCAGGUCAGCUCGUCCAGUGACCAGGAACUUUCGCCAACGUCCAGCUGACUCAAAGCUACCCCCAACCGUGAACUGACACGGAGAGGAACUUAGUAUUGACGUUGCUGUCCUACCUGGACCAUGCUUUAUCAACCAGUGUAACUACCAUGUGCUGGAAGUUUGUAUUCUGUCCAGGGAGAGAUUUCACGGCUGUGAUCUCGAUUGGUUUCCAGUGGCCUGUAAGUAAAUCUCUCCCUUUCCAAAUCAGAGUGCAAGUCCUACUGAAGCUAGAGAUUCAGCCAUUGAUGAAACUUAAUGGAUCAAGCUGAUUUCUGUCUUCAAUGAGGCCCCUGUAUGUUCAUCAACCUAGCAGCAAAUAUCCUAAAGCACACCUUAACCCAGAAUAGAAGCAAAGGCAAGUCACUGGCACAGUCUCAGUGUUCUUAUUCUUUUUAAAAUCAACGUGUUGUAUCUAUAAGCAACAGGAAUUGAAUAUAGAAUCAAAAGAGAAUCCGUUCUAUUACUAUGGUUAUAUUAUUUGCCCACGUAUAGCCACACUGAAAGAUUGCUUGCUUCUAAUGGCUUGUAGAGCAAACUUUAGUUAUCAACAUUAUUUGUGCCUAAAUCUGUUGCACGUUUGAAAUAACCUCUUAAAUGACAAAAACUACUAAGUUGCCUUCCAGUAGUCAGAGGUCAGGAACCUGUGCGCACAUACAUUUCAUGGACAGAGUGAAUUACUCUGGAUGAACCUGGGAUGGAAACAAAAGGGAAGGUUGAAUGAUCUGAGUUUUAACAUUGAACAAAGCUGUGAAGAAGUAAACGGAGCAGUAUUUUGUAAAGGGUCAGGUCGGUGGGGACACGGAAUUUGAGUCCUAAAUUUUUCAGUAUUUACAGGUUGGGAGUCCAGCAUUAAUUAAAUGAAGUCAGAUUCAAGAUCUCCCAGCACUUUCCAUUCAAACACUAUGGACCAGAAAGGGUGAAACUUCAAAUCAAAAGCAAAAUAAUUUCAGAAUAAAUAUUUGUUAAUUUUGACCCUAUAGGUUUUUAUUGUAAUUAAUUGUGCGUCAGAGAGGGGUUAACACAAGCUGGGUAAGUAAUAUUUUACUUUUAUCAGUUUUAAUUUAUUUGGGAUAGUCCAGAAUUUUAUUGAGAAAUGUAAGAUUUGGAAUCCGAACCUGGUGAAAUGAGCAUUGACUGUUAAAGAUGAAAGGGAAAGAUGUUUACUAGAGUUCUUCCAGUUACAUUUUAAACACCGCUUUGUUUAAGUGAGAAUAAGCAAGCACCAUACACACACGAGGUGCUGGGGACAGCAAGAGGAGCGGAACAUUAGAGCCAUGUCCUGAGCUGAAGACGCUGAGGCAGAUUUUAUCCCUGAUCUGUGUAUCUCUUGCUUUUCUAUACAUCGUUAUUCAGUAACUUAUAGGCUGUACCCUGCUUGACUGCACUUGAAGCAUCUGUCCACUGGGAGGUCAUUGGUUUCUAGUCCUACAAUGACAUAGGGAGAACCCUUGGCUCCAUCAUGCCUGUACUCACUCUCAUCUUGAGACUUUAUCAAGAACUAAUGAUUCAUAUAUUCAGAAAUAUAUAUUUGGGAGCUGGUCUGUUUUGGAUGACCUUCCUGAACAGUGCCCCGUUCUAAAUUAUUCUCUGAUUAAAUUAGCUUCCUUUCUUUGUGCCAUAUCUACCCUUGAAAGUUAAUUCACCGUAGGGCGGCAGCUGUCAGUCAUUCUGCAAUUCCAGCAUACGUACUCUUAAGGGACUAUGAAGAGAUGGAUAUAAAACUUGAAGUGCUUCCUGUUUCUAUUUCACGCCCUAUGAAAACAGUAUUACAGCAUUGUCUGAGCACACAAAAUGCUGAAAACGCAUGUGACCAUUCUUCAUCAUCUGUGAAGUUGGGCUCUUUUUUCUUAAAAAGUUUAAGUGCGAAUAAGCAGGUACCAUACUAGCAUGAGGUGCUGGGGACAGCAAGAAGUGUGCAACAUUAAAGGUACUUAAAAAGGUAGUCACUUUAAAUAAUGAAAACUAAGGUUCCCCACUUUCCAGUUUCUUAUUCUCAUUUUCCAACUUGUGUAGUUCGUGUUAACAUGGGGUUCUCUGCUUGGGAAGUUUAUUUCAGAAUAUGGAACUGCCUGUACCCCCUUUGCUAUUUUGAUUGUGCACUUGCUUCAACAGUAUUUUAAUUGGGGUUUCCAUAGCCCCAUCCUUCAUUCACUGAGCAUCUCCACUUGCCUGUCAAAUGGGUUAGUCCACUGACUCCCUUGCAAUCAAAAUAGCAGUAGAGAGAUUUUUUUUAUUUUCAAAUACUUCUUUGCACUUUAAUAUAAACACUAGGAUUACGUCAAUAUUUUAAAUGCUUAUGUUGUCAAGUACAGUAUCCACCUCUUAAUUGUAUUUUACUACAUAUCCCACUGUGUGCAAUAUGUGAAUAAGGAUUUCAAGAGUGUGGGGGCAAAAGGUUCACAACUUGUUUUGGUUUUUGCAUUUUGUGAAUUUCAAAACCAGUUAAGUAUGUUUUUUUCACAAAGUACUUGAGUCAGGUAGUCAUUUUAACAUAAUAGCACAAAGAAUUGUUGAUGCUGGAGACCUGAAAUAAACAAAAACAUACAUUGCUGGAGAAGCUCAGCAAGUCUGGCAGCAACUGAGGAGAGAAAACAGCAUUAAUGUUGAGAGUCUUGGUCUUCAGAGGAAAGGUCACUGAAGUCAAGAUGCUAGCUCUUCACAAAUGCUGCCAGACCUGAGUUUCUCCUGCAAUUUCUAGUCAUUUUAAUGUUUUGUUGCUUCAUGUUAGAAUGAAAUUAUAAUAAUUUGUGGUGUAAUAAGAGCAGUUUAUGAAUUCUUUUACUUUUUGUCAAGCCCUUGAUGUGUUGCUUAAAAGCUGGUUUUACAGUCUCAUUGCCUGAGAGAAGAAGUAGAGAAAGAGGGGAUUAGUAGAUAGUAUUAGGGCUAAAGCUGUGUAUCUUUAUCUCGAAUCUUAAUGUUAUUGGUGUCCAGACUGGGAUGGGGGGUGCUUACCAACUCUGGUUUGAUGUAUUGCUAGAGGUUUUAAUCAUGUGGACCUGUACCCGUCCAGACCUCCCUUUCCAAUCUCUGACCAUUAAUUGUCCAACCUUGUGGCAUCUCACCUCAAAUCAGAGGGAACAGACUCGUGUCGUCCGACUGUCAGUCAAAUGGCUUUUUAAAUUGCUGGUGUUGCUUGAAAACAACUGCACUAUUUUGUUUAAGGCAGUUCAUCCCCGGUCUAGGAGAUUAUUCUUCCAAUCCUGGUGACUCCAGUUCAAGGCUGGAGGCUGGUUCCCUAAGGGCAGAUGUACAAUGACAUGAAUUCCCUUAUUUGUGCCAUAACCCAAUGUGAACAUUCUUAGAUUAUUAUAUAUUUGCAUUAACUUCCGUUUUAAGAAAAGCCAAGUUUCAAUGCAUGUUUUAUCGAUCUGUUUACACUUACGUUGGGACCUUGUUCAUUUUCUUCUCAAAUUUCCAAACCAGCCGACAAGCUACAUUUUGCAUGGAAAUGUUUGGGAUAAGUUAAAGCAAAGUACUGCAGAUAAUGAAAGUCUGAAAUAAAGAACAAACUACGAGAAAUGGUCAAAUUCUGUGGAGAAAAAAAAUGGAAGUUAAUGUUCAAAUCAAAUUUAACUCUUCAGAACAAGUGGGAUAAAAUAGCAUUUGUAACUCGGAUUCUUUUCCUAAAUAAAACUUCACUUUAGUAAUUUCUCAAAAGGCAGUUUGACAAAAAUGAUUUGUUUAAGAAAGCAACUGAUUCAUUAGAACUGAUUUUAAUUUAUUUCUUUGGAUGUGAAAAAGAGACAGAGUCACUUUACGUCUUUAGAAGUGAAGUAUUGCAGAUUCAGGAUAUCUGAAGUAAAGACAGAAAUUGCUGGUGAAACUUAGUAUGUUUGGCACCAUCUGUGGAGAGGUAAACUGAGUUAACAUUUUGAAUCCAAAAUGACUUUUCUUCACAACUCACUCUCUCUCUCUCUCCUCACCGAUGCUGCCUGACCUACUGAGAUUCUCCAGCAUUUUGGUUUUAUUCCAUUUGCAUUUACAUUAUGUAAUAUUUUAUCACUGAUUUUGUAUGGCACUUAAGAACAACAGUUCUCUUUCCAGAUAAAAACCCGAAAAAACUACAGAUGCUGUGAAUCUGAAACAAUAACAGAAAUUGCUGGAAAAGCUGAGCAGGUCUGGCAGCAUCUGUGAAGAGAAAUCAGUUAACAUUUCAGGUCUGAUAACCCUUCCUCAGAACUGCUUCCUCAUUGAGGAAGGGUCACCAGACCCGAAACGUUAACUCUGAUUUUUCUUUACAGAUGCUGCCAGACCUGCUGAGCUUUUAUAGCAAUUUCUGUUUCUGUUUCACUUUCCAGAAAUGCUCAGAGGAGAAUCUAUUUGCAAAUGGUGUUUUAUGAAAGGGGUUAACACCAGUCCAGUAAUGAAAUAAAGACACUGGAAAUUUCAUUUUGCUUUUACUUAUUUACACUUUUGGAAUUCUACACUAUCUAUAUGCUGUUAAUAAGUGUACCUUAAUUCUUUUUGCUGAGUAGUCUUAAUUGCAUUCUUGGCUGUCAAUUAAUUUAUUUUGAAUAAAAGGCAGAUGUAAUUAGGAGUUUUUUGUUAUUACUGUACUGGCCUUGUUGGUAUUGGUCUGGUGACUGGACCAGGAUCGAAUUAAAGGCAAAAUUUAUCACUUUGA